CCGCCGAGUCCAAGGGUUGCGCUCGGCUCGGGAGAGGCCGCAGCUGGGCGGGCGAGAGACGAGCCAGCGUCUGCAGGCACGAAUUGAAGACGUCCUGAUCAGGGAUUCGGCAGCUCUCUUCCUGAGGGAGUCAUUCCUGCCUAUCGACAAUACCAGAGACACAAUGUCUUCCGGCAAUGACUGUCAGCCCCAACUCCUGACCAAACCCACCCUUGGGGAGAGGGAGGCAGCCGAACUGGUUGACAGGGUGUUUGGAUUGAAGGUGUCCUGGAUCGGGUCACUCCCCAGCUACGAUGACCAGAACUUCCACGUGCGUGUGUCAGCUGCAGGUGCUGAGGAGUAUGUCCUCAAAAUCACCAAUUCAGAAGACAGCCAGGAGCCUGACCUCAUUGAAGCGCAGACCCGGGCCAUGAUGUUUCUCAGUGCUGAGGGCUUCCCUUCAGCUACUCCUUACCUGACAAAGGAUGGUCACAUCAUGUCUCUGGAGUCGGGAGAUACUAGACCUGGGAGCAAGAAGUACAUGGUCAGACUGCUGUCUUACCUGCCAGGUACUCCAGUAGCAAAAAUCACUACCAAUGCUCAGAUUCUCUAUGAGAUUGGGAGGCUCGCUGCCAGCAUGGAUAAAGUGCUCUCAGAGAAAUUCCAGCAUCCAUCAGUAAAAAGUCUGCACCGAGGUCGGUUCAUUUGGAACCUGGCAAAUGUUCCUCUUCUGGAUCAGUACAUUUAUGCCUUGGGCCAGAACAAACACCGUGCAGUGGUGGAGCAAGUUAUUGAGCAGUUUAAAGGCAAAGUAAUACCCAAGCUAAGCAGCUUCCGAGCCUGUAUCAAUCAUGGAGACCUUAAUGACCACAACAUUCUAGUAGACUCCAGUUGUGCUUCCCUGGAGAAUCCCCAGUACAGAGUGUCAGGCAUCCUGGACUUCAGCGACAUGAGUUACGGGUAUUAUGUGUUUGAGGUCGCGAUAGCCAUCAUGUACAUGAUGAUUGAGAGCCCAGAGCCUCUGGGUGUUGGGGGACACGUUCUCGCAGGGUUUGAGAGCGUCCUGCCACUCACUGCCGAGGAGAGAGGUGCCCUCUUUCUCCUGGUCAGUGGGAGGUUUGCACAGUCCCUCGUCAUCGCCGCCCACACAGCUCUGCUCUACCCAGAGAACAAGGAGUACCUCACAAUCACGGCCAAAGCUGGCUGGAAACACUUGAUGACGAUGUUCGAGAUGGGCCAGGAAGCUGUGGAGAGGACGUGGUUUGAGACUGCCCAGGCGUACACACAGCACAGCCCUGUCCUGUCGGUGCAAGGCUGCUGAGGGGCCGGGGUGACACCGCACUGAAUAAAGCAACGAAGGCAGCGCUGCCUGGGCUGCAUGGAGCG
This is a messenger RNA of Ficedula albicollis (Collared flycatcher), 1365 nucleotides long. It is a transcript of the gene HYKK, whose product is annotated as hydroxylysine kinase. The transcript is spliced from 6 exons. Bases 164 to 1300 code for a protein of 378 amino acids. Lineage: Eukaryota; Metazoa; Chordata; Aves; Passeriformes; Muscicapidae. Gene Ontology annotation, molecular function: amino acid kinase activity. The record is from RefSeq and is a predicted model, not a curated record.